AUGUCCGACAGCAGGCAAAGCGCGCCAGUCCCACCGACAGAAGGGGAAGAUCGUGCUGUUCGUCCUGCUGCACAGGCAGGUGAGGGGGGCCAAGAGCAGGCCGGCAUUCCUGAGACGGCCAGCAGUCAGGGCAUCUUGGGCAUUGAUGGCACCUCGGACCAGCGGUCAGAAGCUCCUACGCAGGAGCAAGACGAGGAGGACGAUCCCACUGGAUGGGACGAUCUUGAGGAGCUGGGACGUCGAGCGGAUGCUGGGGAACCACCGUUCGGCUCCGGUAAUGCCACAGGCGGUCAGAAUCCGGCUCCUCCUGGUACCGGCUUCACCUUUCCGGCCCGCGGCCAGUUGACCUCAUUCCCUCCCCGUCCUCCACAUACCAUCCGAAGCCAUGGGCGUGGCCGUCACGCGCUCAGUUGGACACCACAGGAGGACGCGGAGGUUCUUCGAAUCGGCGCACUGCCGAAUCUGACGCGGCAACAACGUGCGAACAUGUUCAACGCGCUGUUUCCAGCCAAUCCACCGCGGUCACCGGAGGCUGUUCGUGCCAGGGAGGUGAUCCUGCGUACCGCGGCCGCCGGCUCAGGAACGGGUCCAGGUCCAGCACCUCCUGGCUCAGGAUCAUUCGGCCUCCACCUCCGCCACCACCUCCGCCUGCUCCGCAACCUAGUCGUGGUUGAGAUGAUGGUGAAGCAAACCCAGGGGUGCUAG
Messenger RNA from Saxophila tyrrhenica, 705 nucleotides. RefSeq lists its product as uncharacterized. The record is from RefSeq and is a predicted model, not a curated record. The transcript has 4 exons. Lineage: Eukaryota; Fungi; Ascomycota; Dothideomycetes; Mycosphaerellales; Extremaceae. Bases 1 to 705 code for a protein of 234 amino acids.